AUAUUGUGUAACCUUGCAAUUGGUUGAAUUACUAACUGAAUAAAAUCAAACAUCAACAACAAAUAAUAUAAAAUAUUGGUCAUUAAUGACUAUAGGAGAAGAAGAAAUUAUCUAACCUAAACCAUAGUUUAUUGUCGGCGUCAAAGUAAAUUUUAAAAAUACACGCCGUAAAACUCGAUAAUAUGACGAACCAAGAUCCGAUUUUAAGUGUACAGAAUUCAAAAAAGGGUGGUCGUCACCGCAAAAAACAGUUAUAUAAUUCUAUUUUACUUCAAAUGGAAUUUUAUUUUUCUACAUCAAAUCUUUCAAAAGAUAGAUAUUUAUCUCAGUUAAUAGCAGAGGAUCCAUAUGUAAACUUAGAAGUGUUUCUAACUUUUAAUAAAGUUAAAAAAUUGACUGACAACAUCGAAGAUAUUCAAAAGGCUUUGAGCAAAUCUGAUUUAAUUGAACUUUCUGAAGAUAAAACAAAAGUUCGCCGAAAAUUCCCAUUAAAGGUCAAAGAUAAUAUUGAUGACUGUACAAUUUAUGUUCAGAACAUUAAAUCAGAAUCUGACCACGAAGGGUUAACGUCAAUCUUUUCAGAAUUUGGAAAUGUUGUCUAUGUCUCAAUACCCAAAUAUAAAUUGAGUAAAGCCAAUAAGGGAUUUGCAUUUGUUGAAUUUGAAACAGAUAGUGAAGCUGAAAGUGCUGUAAAUUAUUUUGAAAGUAUAGGAUGUAAAAUACCUGCAGAUACAAAUCCAGAAGACUUAAAAAGUAUUGCAACAUUUGAGGGGCCAGAUACAGAGCCAAAGGAAGAUCAUAGUGAAACAGUGGUAAAUGAGAAUGAGGAUACUAGCAAAAAGCGUAAACUAUGUGAAGAUAAUAAUUUGCCACAAAAGAAGCUGAAAAAGGAUGACAAUAGUGAGGAAGAAUCAAGUACUGAUACUGAUGAGAACAAAAUAAAGAAAAAACUUAAAAAGGAACAAAAGAAAAAGACAUUUUAUAAAGAGUUGGGUUUCCAGGUUUUAUCGAAGAAAGAGUGGAAAAAAAUACGAAAUAGAUAUCUUGAUCUCCAGAGAAAGAAAAUGAAAGAGUUCAAGCAAUACCUAUAUCGAAAUAGAUAUUCACAAAAAUCGGAUAAUAGUAUGAAAAAACAGGAUAAUUUAGAAACGGAGAUGAACGAAAGUCCCGUCGCAAAAUUAGAAUUCCAGCCUGGCCUCAUUGCAAAAUUAAAAUUGUCUGAGCCAUGUGAAGAUGCUAAAAAAUUAAAGAGUGAUAUCAAGUCAUACUCUGAUGACAUAAAAUACGUAGAUAUUCCAGUAAAUUUACAACAAGAAGUGUUUAUUAGAUUUGGAGAUGGACAAAGUGCUAAACAAUUUUGUGAAUCUAUUAAAUUAGGUGAAGCUACAAUUUUGUGUGAUGAAGAAGAAAAUCAGUAUUGGGAAAAAAUACAUAGUGAUAGAGACAUCAAAUUUUCAAAAAGUGCUAAAAAGCAAAGGGGUAGAGAUAGACUACUACAAAAAGCUGCCAAAGAGGCAGCACAUAUAAGAUUCGAAGAUACUGAAUAAUUGAAAACUGAAUAAAACCCAUUAUGUUGUGA
Molecule: messenger RNA, 1579 nt
Organism: Aethina tumida (small hive beetle)
Lineage: Eukaryota; Metazoa; Arthropoda; Insecta; Coleoptera; Nitidulidae
Gene: Larp7
Product: la-related protein 7
Exons: 4
Coding region: 183-1547 (454 amino acids)
Biological process (GO): RNA processing
Cellular component (GO): nucleus
Molecular function (GO): mRNA binding
Source: RefSeq, a predicted model, not a curated record